GGGGGUCUCUCACUGACUGAGAGCUUACCAGUUGGCUAGUCUGGCUAGCCAGCAAGGCCCAGGGAGGCUUCUGUCUGCCUCCCCAGCAAAGCAAUCACAGAUAUGUAAUGUUGUACUGGCUUUUCAUGGGUCCCGGAGAUCAAACUCAGGUCCCGAUGCUUGUGAGACGAGCAGUUUUACCAACUGAGCCUUCUCCGCAGCCCAUCCCUGUCCCUUUGGUCUUGAAGAUGGUCUUGCCAUGCAGUCUGGUCCGGUCUUGAACACUCAGUCCGAAGCACCUGCCACCGCAGCCAAUCCCAGCUCUGCCCGGGCUCUUCUCCCAUCUCUCAGCAGCAUGCAUAGUAGGGUACACACCCCAGCCUGUUACUAAUCAGUGGGGGGACCCCAAGGAAGUCAUCAGAAAAGUGGGGCAACCGUUAUAUGGUCGGGGUUCUUCCGAGAGGCAGAGUGCACAGUCAUGUACCCCACAACAGCAUGCAGCCAGUCAUGGACCACCGAGCCCAGUGGGAAAAUGUAGACAGGUUUUGUUGCUGUUGAUUUAUUUAUCUUUAUUUUAUGUGUCUGAGUGUUUGUCUGCAUGUGUGUAUUUGUGCCAUGUUUGUGCCUGGUUGCCCUCAGAGACCAAAGAGGACAUCAGAGACCCUGGAACUGAAAUUACAGACAUUUGUGAGCUGCCACUCACACUACCAGACCAGGAAGGAAUGUGGAUUCCUGACAUCCAAGAGCCAUCAACUCCAGAUCUUCCUCCUGUCAAAGCCCUAACUCUACAGGAGUUUCCUUUUCCUCACAGGCCUGCCUUCUUCCCCAAACACCCUCAAAUACCCAGAAAUGAAGCCUUUCCGGCUACCUGGCUACUCCUGAGCGUGACGACACCCAAAAAUAAUCCUCACAAUGAUAACAGCAAUUACUCAUUCAUAGGAAUCUUAAGGAGACACCCUCCUCAGGCAGGAAGCCUGUUCCACACAUGCCCACCCUCCAAAGAAGUCUAAAUUGGAGAGCCCUGGCCUUUGGUGUCCUGAAAGAGAUGGUAUUGCAGAUGUCCCACACUGGAUUCUGUUUCUCUUUCCUUCCUGGAACAGCAUCACACACCUGGCCACACCCACACCCGCUCACCUGCGUGGCUCAGGAAUUGGCUCCGCUGACUGAAUUUGCCUCUGCGGGGUACAUUUUAUCUUCAUCUCUUCAUCUCUUAUGGACGUAUUAUCAAGGACAGUAUGUGUAAGCCCGGCUUAAAAAGCAGAGAGCCAUGCAGCUCGGGAGACACUUGGGACUUGACCAUGGCAACACUAUUCGCUACUGGGUCUGGUGAUCAUGAUGCUGGGCUUGGCCACAGCUUGUCCUGUCCCUCCUUCCAAGCCCCCUCCAGGCUUAGAAGAGGCUGUCACAUCAGCAUUUUCCAGUCCAUAUCACAACCCGAGCUAGACGUCUUCAAGAAUGCCCCAGAAGCUUUGGAAGAAUCACUGCCUCAGAAGAAGGUUCAGUGCGGCACCAGGCUCUCUCCCGGUGGGUGGAAACUGGCCCAGCUGCCGGUCCAGGAGCGCCCCGAGGCCUUGCAGGCUGAGCUGAACCUCACACUGAAGGUCCUGGAGAACGUGACUGACCCGGGCCUGGGCCCCAUCCUGGACCAGCCUCUUCUCACCCUGAACCACAUCCACUCACAGCUGCAGGCCUGUACUCAGCCUCAGCCUGCAGCAGAGCCCAGGCCCCCCAGCCGCCGCCUCUCCCGCUGGCUGCACAGGCUCCAGGAGGCCCAGGAGAAGGAGACCCCCGGCUGCCUGGAAGUCUCUGUCACUUCCAACCUCUUCCGCCUGCUCAUCCGGGACCUGAAGUGUGUGGCCAGUGGAAACCAGUGUGACUCAGUUUCGUGGCCUGGCACAGCGUAUCCAAGACUCUGAGCUCUAUCCUAGGUCCCACCCUUGCCUUAACUUAUUUCCACUAACCCUUUAUUUAUGAAGCUGCAGCCCAGGUUGGGUUUAUUUUCUUGUUUUCAUACAAUAUGUAUGCAAAUAAACAGUGAGUAAUUGGA
Molecule: messenger RNA, 2026 nt
Organism: Mesocricetus auratus (golden hamster)
Lineage: Eukaryota; Metazoa; Chordata; Mammalia; Rodentia; Cricetidae
Product: interferon lambda-2-like
Exons: 5
Coding region: 1215-1895 (226 amino acids)
Biological process (GO): positive regulation of immune response; innate immune response; cell surface receptor signaling pathway via JAK-STAT
Molecular function (GO): cytokine activity
Source: RefSeq, a predicted model, not a curated record